Messenger RNA from Paramecium tetraurelia, 630 nucleotides. RefSeq lists its product as uncharacterized. The record is from RefSeq and is a predicted model, not a curated record. Gene Ontology annotation, molecular function: DNA-binding transcription factor activity; sequence-specific DNA binding. The transcript is spliced from 2 exons. NCBI's taxonomy places the organism in Eukaryota, Ciliophora, Oligohymenophorea, Peniculida, Parameciidae. Gene Ontology annotation, biological process: regulation of DNA-templated transcription.
AUGAAGGAACUUCAGAAGGGAUUCGAAACUAAUGGAGAGAAGCAAAGAUAAAAAUUUUUGAAGCAUUUAUAUGAAAUACUUGAUAAUCCUAAAAAUUAUUAGAUUAUAGGAUGGGAUGAACAUAGGUUUGUUAUUUGGAAUGUUGAAGAAUUUAAGAAACAAUUGCUGACUUCCAACUUCAAACACAAUAAUUACCAAAGUCUAAUGAGGUAACUCAAUAAAUAUGGAUUCAAAAUAAAAUCAAAAGAAAAUCUAAAAGCCUAUUUUUCCCAUCCUACAAUUCGAGAGAACAAUAGAGAAAAAAAACGGGUUUUAUAGAUAAAAAAGAAAUUGGAGAAGAUAGAUUAUGAAAAAGAAUUAAAUGUUUUGAAAGGAUAAUUAGAGGAUCUGAAAAAAGGAUAAAAGAUUUUAAAUAAAUAGUUUUAAAUUUCAAUAAAAAUAAUGAUGAAAUUGCAAUCCCAUUAUGCCAGAUUAAAUAUUGUAUUAUUAUUAUUAUUACUAUUAAUUAUGACAUUAUACACGGUUGGAUUUGCAAAUAUAAUUGGAAAUCUAUCAUAUACAAAUCAUAAGACAAUUUGGGGGAAUAUCGGAGGAGAUCUUUUUUAAGUAUUUAAAUUUUAUCUAAAAUGA